CGCUCUCAUGGCAGUAAGAUGGCGGCUGUCAGGAUGUGGUCUGCUCUGUUGUCGUUUUUAAUUCUGAACGUUUUCCACGGCCUCGUCUCCACCUUGUACUUCCACAUCGGAGAGACGGAAAAGAAAUGUUUCAUAGAAGAAAUCCCAGAUGAGACGAUGAUCAUCGGAAACUAUCGGACUCAGCUGUACGACAAACAGAAAGAAGAAUAUCUGCCGGCCACUCAGGGUCUGGGCAUGUUUGUGGAGGUCAAAGACCCUGAUGAGAAGGUCAUUCUGUCUCGGCAGUACGGCUCUGAGGGAAGGUUCACCUUCACGUCUCACACCCCUGGAGAACAUCAGAUCUGCCUUCACUCCAACUCCUCCAAGUUCUCCCUUUUUGCUGGAGGCAUGCUGAGGGUUCACCUGGACAUCCAGGUUGGGGAGCACGCCAACAACUACGCUGAGAUUGCCGCCAAAGACAAACUGACGGAGCUGCAGCUGAGAGUGAGACAACUGGUGGAGCAGGUGGAUCAGAUCCAGAAGGAGCAGAACUACCAGAGGUACCGCGAGGAGCGCUUCCGUCAGACCAGCGAGAGCACCAACCAGCGUGUCCUCUGGUGGUCCAUCGUCCAGACCCUCAUCCUGGUGGCCAUCGGUAUUUGGCAGAUGAGACACCUCAAGGGCUUCUUUGAGGCCAAGAAGCUGGUGUAAAUCUUCUACUGUGCGUGCGUGCGUGCGUGCGUGUGUGUGUGUGUGUGUGUGUGCGUGCGUGCGUGCGAGUACAUGUGUGUGUGUCCUAAUAAGUGAUGCAGUAGAGCGCUGUGGCAGCCUGCACAUGACAUGCAGAGAAGUUACUCAAACCUUGUCGACCGAUGUUGCUAUCAAGCGGUCAGGCUGACAAUAUUUAUUGACGGCUGUCAUUUGGGCUCAAACAUUUCAUCCACUGAAGCGUGUGAGCCAAGACAUCGUCACCACGUGUUCCAUUAUUUUAUACACUUGAUGUUUGACCUCUGUGACGACUAGCUGGACAAGUUGAUGUGCACGCAGUCCUCUGAUUUGAUGACUUUGGGCAACUUGUCUUUGUGACGCACGGGUCGUCUCAGGAGUUUUCUGGGUUUUUUUAAAAGACAGCAACAUGGUUUUAGCCUGUGAUAAUCAUGAGAGUGCGUGCACGUUUUAAUUUGUUAAAACACACUGAAAUGACUCUUUAACAAUCUAUGCAGAGUUUGGAACAGGAGGUGUACUGUAAAUGUCAUCAGCGUGCAGGGUCGCCUUUCUGUUAUUUCGCUGCUUGUGUUGGUUUGAGUUUAGAAAAAUGACAAAUUGAAUGACGGGGCUUGAAUAUAUUUUUUCCAAACUGCACUCACGUUGGCGUUUGUCCCGUUUGCUUGAGUUCACUGUAUUCUUUAUACUACCAUUUAAGAGAAAACUUUUUAACUAUGUUUGGCUUUCACUGAGUGACAAUUUGAGAAUAAAUUCAUUGAAAUAAUGUUCAAAUAAAAGUUAAAAGAUAAAAGUUGUCUGUCCUUUUGGGAACAUUGGAAAACACAGCAUGGCUCUUUGUCAAUGGAAUGUAAUAUACCUGAGUCACAGGUCUUUAUGGUAAGAAAAUGAAUUUUUUUUUUUUUCAAGCUGCAAUGAUACCUCUUGAUCUCUCCGCUUUCACACAAAAAAAAUGUGUAAAAUGUAUCUCGAGCAAUACAGAUAAUAAAAUCAACAACAGCAAAUUUCUUAGCAGGUUGUCAAUGUUAUGUUAUGCGGAAGGGGUGUCUGAAGUCUGGCCCGUGGCCAUUUGUGGUCUACAGCACAUUCAACUUGGCCUGCAUCAGAACCACCAAGGAUGAUUAGGGCCACACUGAAAAGACAAAGUUGUUUGGCCUCAAUUUUCAUAUUGAA
Molecule: messenger RNA, 1875 nt
Organism: Dunckerocampus dactyliophorus (ringed pipefish)
Lineage: Eukaryota; Metazoa; Chordata; Actinopteri; Syngnathiformes; Syngnathidae
Gene: tmed9
Product: transmembrane p24 trafficking protein 9
Exons: 5
Coding region: 19-690 (223 amino acids)
Biological process (GO): Golgi organization; COPI coating of Golgi vesicle; intracellular protein transport
Cellular component (GO): Golgi apparatus; endoplasmic reticulum-Golgi intermediate compartment; COPII-coated ER to Golgi transport vesicle
Source: RefSeq, a predicted model, not a curated record